This is a messenger RNA of Iphiclides podalirius (scarce swallowtail), 1545 nucleotides long. NCBI's taxonomy places the organism in Eukaryota, Metazoa, Arthropoda, Insecta, Lepidoptera, Papilionidae. The record is from the annotation of a GenBank genome assembly.
AUGUCUUCGAAAAAAUUAGGAUUAUUAAUAUGCACGAUAUUCAGUGUUUUGGUUAAUAUAAGUACUCAAACUGUGCACAAGCGUUUUGAAUACAAAUAUUCCUUCAAACCACCGUAUUUAGCUCAAAAAGAUGGAACGGUGCCGUUUUGGGAAUACGGUGGCAAUGCCAUAGCGUCGGGCGAGAGCGUACGGUUGGCGCCAUCUUUGAGGAGUCAAAAGGGCGCGAUAUGGACCAAGCAGCCCAUAAACUUCGACUGGUGGGAUGUUGACGUGAUGUUCAAGGUCACCGGACGAGGAAGGAUAGGCGCUGACGGUUUGGCGUUCUGGUACACGACCCAGCGGGGCGACUACAACGGCGAGGUGUUCGGCUCCUCGGACAGGUGGAACGGGCUCGCCGUCAUGUUCGACUCCUUCGACAACGACAACAAACACAACAACCCCUACAUAAUGGCGGUGCUCAACGACGGCACCAAGAACUUCGACCACAAGAGCGACGGGUCCACGCAGCUACUGUCCGGCUGCCUCCGCGACUUCCGCAACAAGCCGUUCCCGACGCGCGCCCGCAUCGAGUACUACCUCAACACCCUGACGGUAUACUUCCACAACGGCAUGACGACCAACGAGGCCGACUACGAGCUCUGCUUCCGCGCCGAGAACGUCGCACUGCCGCGUGGCGGAUACUUCGGCAUCUCCGCCGCCACUGGGGGAUUGGCAGACGACCACGACGUAAUACAUCUGCUCACCACCUCGCUCCACAGCACACAGCAGCAAGGUGGUCAGCAGAUCAGCAAUGACGAGCAGCAAAAGCUCUCCCAGGAAUACCAGGAAUACCAAAAGAAGUUGGAACAGCAGAAAGUUGAUUACAGGAAGGAACAUCCCGAUGAGGUACGUGACAAAGAGGGCGAGUUCGACGACUGGUUCGAAUCCGACGGGCAGCGCGAGCUGAGGCAGAUCUUCCAGGGCCAGGGGCAAAUCCACGACAUUCUGCGCGACCUCAACAAGAAAGUCGAUGAGGUUAUCGGCAAGCAGAUGAACUCACUGUCGAUGUUGACCGCUGUGUACAGCCAGUCGCAGGCUCAACCCAUCCAGCCGGGCCAACCAAUUCAGCCGGGACAGCAGCCCCCUAUGCAGAUGCCGACUUUACCCAUCGGCCGACAGGAUUGGGACUCUCUAGUCGCGAACAACCAAAUUAUGAUCAACACUAUUGCAGAGCUCAAAGGGUUCAUCAUCGAGGUGUCCCGAAAAUCGGACUCGCUGCUGGCCGGUGCGGGCGCCCCUGCGGGGGCGGCGGGGGCGGCGGGGGCGGCGGUCAACCCUCAGUUCCUCAACGAGCUGAGGGACAGCGUGAACCAAGUCAAGCAGACGGUGGCCGGUGUCGCCCAGAGGUUAACAUCGCAACCGCAAAUAGCCGCCCAAACGGCCUGCCCGAACAUAUCAUGUGUCAGCACUACGAUGCUUCUUAUGGUGGUCACCGCGCAACUCGGUGUCAUGUUCCUCUACACGUUGUAUAAAGAGAGAAAGGAAGCACAAGCGAAAAAGUUCUUC